Molecule: messenger RNA, 1617 nt
Organism: Amaranthus tricolor (Joseph's coat)
Lineage: Eukaryota; Viridiplantae; Streptophyta; Magnoliopsida; Caryophyllales; Amaranthaceae
Biological process (GO): tRNA dihydrouridine synthesis
Molecular function (GO): tRNA dihydrouridine synthase activity
Source: RefSeq, a predicted model, not a curated record
UAAAAUUGGAGAGGAGUGGAAGUGUCGAUAAAAGGAAGGAGCGACAGCAAAAACAGACCACAACAACAACAUUGUUUUCCUCACGUUAUCAGUUCCAGUUCCAGUUCCAGUUCCAGUCCUUCUUAUUCUGUUUAAGUGAAAGUGGGGCAUCAUGAGGUCUGCAGGGUAUUCUUUUGCUGCUUCCUUUGCUCCUGUUCAUUGUCUUGCUGUCCAAAUUCAGCAUAUAUUUCCAUCAAAACUGAUUCUUAGAUAUUCAACUUCAUCAAAGAGAUUCUACUCUUCUGGGCACACAUCACAUAAAGGAUCAACCAUGGUUGUCUCUCGCUACCCACUUCCCUUAUUUAGUGUUGCCCCAAUGAUGGAAUGGACGGACAAUCAUUAUAGACAACUUGCACGACUCAUUUCAAAAAAUGCUUGGCUUUACACAGAGAUGCUUGCUGCUGAAACUAUUGUUCAUCAGAAGGAUAAUCUGGAUAGGUUUUUGGCAUUUAAUGCAGAACAACAUCCUAUUGUUUUUCAAAUUGGAGGGAACAACUUGGAGAAUAUUGCGAAAGCGACCCAACUUGCUAAUGCUUAUGGCUAUGAUGAGAUAAACCUAAAUUGUGGAUGCCCUAGCCCAAGGGUAGUUGGACAUGGUUGUUUUGGUGUGCGCCUCAUGCUUGAUCCAAAGUUUGUUGGCGAGGCCAUGUCAGUUAUUGCUGCCAAUACAAAUGUUCCUGUAACCGUCAAGUGUCGUAUUGGUGUUGAUGAUCAUGAUUCAUAUAAUGAGCUAUGUGAUUUUAUCUAUAAAGUAUCUUCAACAUCUCCAACCAAACAUUUUAUUAUACAUUCAAGGAAAGCACUCCUCAAUGGCAUUAGUCCAGCUGAAAAUCGAACAAUUCCACCACUCAAAUAUGAAUUCUACUAUGCGCUACUGCGUGACUUUCCAGAUUUAACAUUUACAAUAAAUGGAGGCAUAAAUUCAGUGGAAGAGGUGAAUGCAGCACUUAAGAAAGGAGCUCAUGGAGUAAUGGUUGGACGAGCUGCCUACAAUAACACGUGGCAAUUAUUGAGGAAUGUUGACACUGAAGUUUAUGGUGCUCCUCCUUCUGAUCUUACACGUCGUCAGGUUUUAGAGAAGUACCAAGCCUAUGCAGAUUCCGUUCUUGGCAAACAUGGAAAUAACAGACCAAACAUUCGGGACCUGGUCAAGCCUUUGUUGAACCUAUUUCAUUGUGAGCCUAGAAAUGCUAUUUGGAAGCGUAAUGUGGAUGCUGCAUUUUUCCGUUGCACGACAGUUAAACAAGUCCUUGAGGAGACAUUGCCGAUUAUUCCAGAUUAUGUCCUUGAUUCUCCUGCGGCCAAAGCACCACCUAGUCGUGGAGAUCUUUUUGCAAAUGUAAAUGAUCUGAUGCCCUCUCCAUAUAAAUCAAGUGCUGAGUUGCAAUACGCUUAGUUUAUCAUAGAUUGAAUCCUUGUAAAUUAUAGUCACUAUCAAGGCUGAUUUUACUCAAUCAAUUCUUCAUUCUUUGGGAUGUAAGGUCCCCUGUGAUAGAAAGUACUUUUAUUUUAAAGACUGAUAACUCCACAGAAAGUGUACUUAAGUGAGAAAAGCUGUUGAUGAAACCAUUAUCACUA